Molecule: messenger RNA, 714 nt
Organism: Penicillium hordei
Lineage: Eukaryota; Fungi; Ascomycota; Eurotiomycetes; Eurotiales; Aspergillaceae
Product: PEX11 family protein
Exons: 3
Coding region: 1-714 (237 amino acids)
Biological process (GO): peroxisome fission; regulation of peroxisome size
Cellular component (GO): peroxisomal membrane
Source: RefSeq, a predicted model, not a curated record
AUGGCCACAGCUGCGCUACCUAACCACUCUACUUUGUCUCACCUUUUGACUUUUAUUGCAACAACAGCGGGUCGCGACAAGAUUCUGCGUACACUACAAUACUUCUCGCGCUUCUAUAGCUGGUAUCUUCACCGCGCCAAUCGCCCGCAGUCCGCCGUUGACCCUAUCAAUGCAAUAAAGAAGCAACUCGAAAUAACACGCAAGGUCUUGCGAAUUGGAAGCUUCAUCGAGAAGUUCCACGCCGCUUCCAUUGCAUUAAAUAGGAAGAGUCCUGUGGAUCCUGUGCUUCGCUACCUCACCGUCGGCCAUCAUCUUGGCUAUGGCGCUUACCUUGCCCUCGACACUUUCACUGUCAUAGAUUCCAUUGGAGUUCGGAAGAUGGCCAACAUCAAGAGUGUUCAAAAUUCCGGCUACCGUGCUUGGAUGGCUGGGCUGACUUGCAGUGUUGGUGCUGGCAUAUACUCGUUAUGGAAGCUACAGCAGAAGCAGAAGACACUCGAUCUGAAAGUGGGCAAGGGAGCUCUCGAGGCAAGAAGAAUUGACAGGGAGCGAUUCACCACUAUUGUUCAAUUAAUCUCGAACCUCUGUGAUUUCGCCAUACCUACUGCGGCCCUCGGACUUGCCAACCUUGAUGACGGAGUUGUUGGUAUAGCCGGUACACUAAGUGCCUCCAUUGGUGUCUGGUUUCAGUGGCGGAAAACUGCUGGAAAAUGA